GCGCGUUCAGCUGAGUCAAGAGAACUUGGGUUUCUAUUGGUGAAAACUUUCUGUAUUCGUUGGCAGCUUCUCUCAGCACCAUCAGAACCUCGGAGCUGCUGGCACACUGAAGUGAUCCGAAUCUGUCACUGCUACGGGGCAAGGUGGCUAUUAGGUGGAUAAAACGGUCAGGAAGCGGAGAAUAUCUCUUGGAAUUUACUUCCACAGAAGACAGCUGAAACAACUAGCCUCGUGGAACUGAGCAACUACUAGAUUCCUGGACUUCCCAUUUACAACUGACCAUUGUUGGGGACUUGGACUACAGACUAUAAACUCUUCAGACCUCCAGCUGGUCAUGUGAUGAAUUCAAGGAUGGCGCCCAGUGGUACAAUGGCCAUUAGAGAGCUGUGUUUUGAGCACAUUCACUCCAUACCUGGAAAAAUGGUGUCCCAGUCCACAGGCCGGGGAGACUGUCCUGUGGACCCCUGUGAAGGGACCAGCCAUGCCUUUCAGGACACUGAUGCCUUGCCCAACCUCCUGGACACUGACCAACCUGCUUGCCAAUUAGAUGUGAGGCUCCUGAGACACAAAGCCUCCUGGAUCAACCCACUGUGUGUGCAGCAGCCACUGCAAGAAUUAUGCCCCCAAAGACCAACAGCGCAGAACAGUGCGGCCCAAGUGGUGGAUACUUCCUCUCCCUUGGGCCUUUCGAUAUUGUCCUCCUACAGGGGCUCCCUGGCUGAGAUGCCAUUGUCUGAGAAUACUGCUGAUGUCAUCUGCAGCAAGUCUACUCAUUGCUCCGGGGGAAAAAAGCAUGACUUCUUCCUGGCUACAGAAGAACAAGAGGUUCCUCCUCAGCAGGAAUCUCCGCUCAAAAACCCCAAGACUGUGGCCACUUCCCCAUGCCCUAAGGAGGAGUGUGCCCCUUCUGAGUCUCUUCAUUUGACAGCUUCUACAGAUGACGGUGAUGCUCGGAGCAGCAGAAGCCAUGCUUGGAAUUUCUUCCCACUAGAGACGUUCAUGCUGCCGGCUGGCGUGGAAAAGGAAAAUGUCCACUUUUAUGCUGCAGACAUGAUUAUAUCAGUAAUAGAGAAUAUGAAGUGCGGUCUCCUGAGUCAGCAGCAGUCAGAGAGCUGCGGCACAGAAGAGACCAGCAGGUCACGUGGGACUGGAGCCGAGGUGACCUUCUCUACCCAAGCAAAGCAGGAGCCGGGCUCCUCUGCUUCUUCACACACUGGCUGUGAAGGUUGUGCUGAACUCCAGGUCAGCCCAGUGGCUGAGACCCUUUCUUACUGUCCUGUGGCGGAAGACGCCUACAAACAUGACUUGAAAAAAUUGGUCAUGUUAGAACUUGGGAAAUCUAAUGACAUCACAGAAGGCUGUAGACGCUCCUAUAACUCUUUAAAGAGCGCAACUUGUGAGUCAAACCUCAGUACUGCUGGGCUCUUAGCCAGAGAGUUGUUCCAGGGAUUCUGUAAGUACUGGAUGCUGUCACAAGUCAAUUGCCAGCUGCCAGGCUCCCCGACAGCAGCUAGCUCAGAAGUUAGCCCUGAACUCCUCUCAUGUGCCAUGCAGGCUGGGGAUGAAGAACAUACUGAGGAAGACUUUGACUCCAGUGUGGAUGCAGCACAGGAAGUCAUGCUUAAGUCUAGGAUCCCAGGGACUGAAGACUGGGUGCCCCUUUAUGGUCAAAUCAUACUUACUGUUCACCCGCCAAUCAAGAGGGACAUAGCAGUAGUGGCCCAGAACUUCUUCUGUGCUGGAUGUGGGACUCCAAUACAGCCCAAGUUUGUGAAGCGGCUCCGGUACUGUGAAUAUCUCGGGAAGUACUUCUGUGACAGCUGCCACUCAUCCGCAGAGUCCUGUAUCCCUGCUCGGAUCCUGAUGGCGUGGGACUUCAGGAAGUACCAAGUCAGCGAUUUCUCAAAAUGGCUGCUGGACAGCAUAUGGCAUCAGCCUGUCUUCAACCUGUCAGGCGGGCAUCACAGCCUCUAUGCAAAAGCUAAGGAACUGGAUAGGGUGAAGGACAUCCAGGAGCAACUUUUUCAUAUCAAGAAGCUGUUGAAGACUUGCAGGUUUGCUGACAGUGUGCUGAAGGAGUUUGAGCAGGUUCCCAGCCACUUGACUGAUGAGUGCCACAUAUUCUCCAUGGAAGACUUCCUCAGGACCAAGAAAGGAUUGUUGGCACCUGUGCUCAAGGACAUCCUGAGAGCUUCUCUUGCCCAUGUGGACAGCUGUGAGCUGUGCCAGGGGAAGGGCUUCAUUUGUGAGUUUUGCCAGAGCAAGACUGUCAUCUUCCCAUUUCAGACCAUGACUUGCAGAAGAUGUGCAGGGUGCAGGGCCUGCUUCCACAAACAGUGCUUCCAGUCUUCCAGAUGCCCCCGCUGUGCCAGGAUCACAGCACGGAGACAACAUUUGGAGAGUUUGUCCCCUGCAGCGACAUGAUGGCCCAAAGUUGUUCUAAACCUCUCAUGAUGUUACCAAAUUGUGUCUGCUCCUGGUAACAUUGUUUCAGAUACUAAGUAUUUUGUAGUAAGAAAAAGACGACCAAAAUCCCCCUCUUGUAUGUGUUCAAUGCUUUUAAGGAGUGUGGAAGUUUUGUUUUGGGUAUAGGGUUAUUGAUAAGGGUUUGUUUACAAAUGUUUGACAUUGUUUUGCUGCUACUGGCUGUUUUGUAAAGAAGUCUUUUUUCACUUAAGUUGCACUGGGAUAGUUUUUUUAAGCUAAAUACAGAACCUAUUUUUUUUAUGAACUGUAACUGACAAGGUAACAUGUUGUUUGUGAAAUGGAUUGGCUGAGUUUUUGUUAAAGACUACUAUUGAAUAUUGUUUUGUGACUGG
Apodemus sylvaticus (European woodmouse) is the source of this 2819-nucleotide messenger RNA. RefSeq names its product rubicon like autophagy enhancer (gene Rubcnl). Gene Ontology annotation, molecular function: phosphatidylinositol phosphate binding. The transcript is spliced from 15 exons. Gene Ontology annotation, biological process: autophagosome-lysosome fusion; autophagosome-endosome fusion; autophagosome maturation. The record is from RefSeq and is a predicted model, not a curated record. Gene Ontology annotation, cellular component: intracellular membrane-bounded organelle; autophagosome membrane. Lineage: Eukaryota; Metazoa; Chordata; Mammalia; Rodentia; Muridae. The coding region runs from base 340 to 2424 and encodes 694 amino acids.